Messenger RNA from Pygocentrus nattereri (red-bellied piranha), 1485 nucleotides. Its product is annotated as collagenase 3-like. NCBI's taxonomy places the organism in Eukaryota, Metazoa, Chordata, Actinopteri, Characiformes, Serrasalmidae. The transcript is spliced from 10 exons. Gene Ontology annotation, cellular component: extracellular matrix. The record is from RefSeq and is a predicted model, not a curated record. Bases 3 to 1412 code for a protein of 469 amino acids. Gene Ontology annotation, molecular function: zinc ion binding; metalloendopeptidase activity. Gene Ontology annotation, biological process: extracellular matrix organization; proteolysis; collagen catabolic process.
ACAUGAAGACUUACUACAGGCUCUGCGUUCUCAUUGGCCUAGUGGUCGCCGUCCAUUCAGGUCCUAUCUCACGCCAAGCUGGGAACAACGAUGACUUAGUGCAGACUUACCUUAAGAAGUUCUACAACUUCACGGAGCCGAGCGGGGCUGCUUCCAAAGGGAGGACCAGUCACAUGAGUGUGAAAAUAGCCGAGAUGCAGAAGUUUUUUGGGCUCGAGGUGACGGGAAGCGUGGAUCAAGAGACACUGCAGGUGAUGAUGAAGCCCCGCUGUGGAGUUCCAGAUGUCGCUCAGUAUUCCACCUUUGGUGAAGGUCUCAAAUGGCAGAAGAACCAGCUGACAUACCGGAUUGUCAACUACACUCCAGACAUGUCUCAGGCUGAAGUGGACGAAGUUAUAGAAAAAGCAUUGCAAGUCUGGGCUCGCGUCACUCCCCUCAGGUUCACUCGUAUCAACAGCGGUGAAGCCGACAUCAUGGUCUCCUUCGGCACAGGAUCUCAUGGCGAUUUCUACCCAUUCGAUGGACCAGAUGGCACUCUGGCUCAUGCUUUUGCACCUUCUCCUGGCAUUGGUGGAGAUGCCCAUUUUGAUGAUGAUGAAUUUUUCACCUUCCGUUCCACUAACGGAUACGUUCUGUUCUUGGUGGCUGCCCAUGAAUUCGGACACUCUCUGGGCCUCUCUCACUCCAACGACCCCGGUGCUCUGAUGUACCCCACAUACAGCUACCAGGAUCCAAACACGUUUGUUCUGCCCAAGGACGAUGUCGAUGGAAUUCAGUCUCUUUAUGGCCCGAACACUGAUGUGAUCCCUGAUAAAUCAAACCCCACUCCUCCAGCCACCCCCAAUGCCUGCGACCCCAGCCUUGUCCUGGACGCAGUUUCAACACUACGAGGGGAGAAUAUCUUCUUCAAAAAAAGCUUCUUCUGGCGCAUUUCAGGGAGCAGCCAAUCCGAGCAACAUCUGAUCAAGAGCUUCUGGCCUGAGGCUCCGGAUAAUAUCGAUGCUGCUUAUGAGAACACAGCACAAGACAAAGUGUUCCUUAUCAAAGAUCAGAAAGUCUGGGCUCUCUUCGGCUAUGACCUUGUGAAGGGGUAUCCCAAGAGCCUCAGCAGCAUGGGCCUGCCCACUACAGUGAAGAAGAUCAGCGCUGCCCUUUAUGACCAGAAGACUGGCAAGACGCUGUACUUCACUGACAACAGCUACUACAGUUAUGAUGAACGCAGGAAGACGAUGGACAAGGGUUAUCCUAAACUGGUGGAACAGGGCUUCCCAGGGGUCAGUGGAAAAAUAACUGCAGCUUUCCAGUACAGAGGUAUGACUUACCUCUUCAGUGGAACCCGCGUAAUUGAAUACAGCCCAACUAGCAAGAAAGUAACACGUGUGCUUAAUAACGGCUACUUCUUCCAGUGCUAGAUGAUCAUAUCUGUGCAGCACUGACUGCGCUACAGCUGGGUAAAUCUACAGCACUGUUAUUAAAUUAGAGAAC